AUGUCAGCAAUCCAUCAUCAUCAUCAUCAAAUUCUUUCAAAUCUUCUUCGAGAUGGUGUAUCUCAUGCAAUGGUUAAGAUUCUCGAAGAACAACGUAUCAAUGAUGAAGAUUUACAAACAAUAGACCGUGAUGAUAUUGAACAUUUAUUUAAAAAUGAAAAUGGUUUUACAUUUCGUGAUCGUAAACGAUUUUGGACUUCUGUACAAAACAAUCAAAAAGAUAUUUAUGAAGUAAAUAAUAUGGAAUCUUCAAAUUAUCAUGUACGAGAACAAUAUAUUCCAUUGCCAUCAUCAUCAAAUAUUCCUUCAUCGGUAAGGAUGUAUAAUCAUUCCAAUACUGAUAUUCAAAGUCCUACGUUUGGAGAAAAUAGCCCUUCGAAUAGUAAUGAUAGUCUCAAAAAAAUAGCAGUAUCAUUGCCUAUUUAUGAUGGAUUUAUUGAAGAUCCUCAAGCAAAAACAUCAGCAAAUUUCGCAUUUCAAUAUCCAGUUGAAUUACCAAGGUUUACACAAAAAGUUCUGACAGCUUUUGAAACAAAUAAUAUUGAAAGUGAAUGGAAAACAUUAACAAAUGAACUUGUUCAAUGGAUAUUAAGUAAAAAAUCGACUCCUCUAGUCAGACGUGAAUGCCAAGUUAUAGGAGAGACUUUAUAUAAAACAUAUCCGUCUAUUGGAAAAAAUGGUUAUCGACCAUGGUCACGCAUAUGUAGAAGCAUUACACGAGGCCUUCGUAAAGAAAGAACUCGAAAAGAUUCAUUACAUAUAUAA
This is a messenger RNA of Rotaria sp. Silwood2, 765 nucleotides long. Lineage: Eukaryota; Metazoa; Rotifera; Eurotatoria; Philodinida; Philodinidae. The record is from the annotation of a GenBank genome assembly.